Candidozyma auris is the source of this 1038-nucleotide messenger RNA. RefSeq lists its product as uncharacterized. NCBI's taxonomy places the organism in Eukaryota, Fungi, Ascomycota, Pichiomycetes, Serinales, Metschnikowiaceae. Bases 1 to 1038 code for a protein of 345 amino acids. The transcript has a single exon. Gene Ontology annotation, biological process: NADPH regeneration. Gene Ontology annotation, molecular function: nucleotide binding; oxidoreductase activity. The record is from RefSeq and is a predicted model, not a curated record. Gene Ontology annotation, cellular component: cytoplasm.
AUGACCCUCAACGUUGGUAUAGUUGGUACAGGUAUCUUUGCAACGGACAACCAUUUGCCUGUUAUCCAGAGCAUCUCUAAUUUAAGGCCUUAUGCCGCUUUCAACAGAACGGAGUCUAAGGCACACACUUUUGCAGAGAAGGCCGGCAUUGACAAAAAAGACGUCUACCAAAACGUUGAAGAUCUCUUGAAUAACAAAGAAAUCGACUUUGUCGAUGCCUUAUUGCCAGUUCAGUCGAACUUGGAUAUCGUUCGAAAAGCCGUGCAGUUCAACAAACCUAUUGUGUUCGAGAAGCCAAUUGCUGCAAAUUUGGAACAGGCAAAGGAAAUUGUCAAGAUUGCUGAAUCCACGGACCUCCCAGUUGGCAUUUUGGAACAAUGGGCUUUCUUCAGUGCCAUUGAAAAACUUCAUGAAAUUCUCCCAAAGAUUGGUGAGGUUGUUUCCUUCAUCUACAAAUCUACUGGACCUUGGAACGAAAACAACAAGUAUCUCGCAACAGGCUGGAGACAGAACCCCGAGCACAUUGGUGGGUUCUUGAGUGAUGGUGGAGUUCAUCAAUUGACUUUACUUACAGAAGUUUUGGGCGAGGUUGACUCCGUCAGUGGCCACACCAAACAAGUGAGAGAACAGAGUGGUACAGACGACAUUCUCUUUUCGACGUUCAAAUUGAAGUCCGGUGUCAUUGGUAACUUUGUAUACGGAUCGGCAUUCGGUGCCACGGAGAAGUCCACAAACUUCACCAUUUACGGGACAAAUGGGUCAAUCUUCUAUGACUUUUCGCCAAAUUUGCCAAAGCCAACUAUUACCUACCAGACUGGCUCUAGUGCACAACAGGCUUCACAGAAGACCGUAGUUGAGAUCGACGAGGUUAAUGCUAUCAAAGAGGAGUUUCUCAACUUUGCCAAAGCGGUAGAAGCAAAGGACAAAUCACUUGUAAAAGUUCCUCCAAGAAAGGCUUUUCAUCAUUUGGCUAUUGUUGCUGCUGCUCUCGAAUCGUCGCAAAAAGAAGGCACUUCUGUUAAGGUGGUUCUGCCAUAA